Anastrepha obliqua is the source of this 1158-nucleotide messenger RNA. RefSeq names its product tubulin polyglutamylase complex subunit 2. The transcript is spliced from 4 exons. Gene Ontology annotation, biological process: protein polyglutamylation. The coding region runs from base 112 to 1074 and encodes 320 amino acids. The record is from RefSeq and is a predicted model, not a curated record. Lineage: Eukaryota; Metazoa; Arthropoda; Insecta; Diptera; Tephritidae.
CUAAGCAGCAGUAACCUAGCGACUUGACAGGACUAUUUUCAUAUUUUCAUAUUUUUACACUGAUCAAUAUUCUCAGAUAUUUUCUUCAAACAUAUUUUUGUUAAAUUAAAAAUGGCAAAGAAACCUAUCCCAGAGGAUAUAUUCUACGACCACUUGACAUUGGGCCUAAUGCGGACACUUGCCAAAAUACCGCGCGUGUGCGAUGUCUGCUGUGUGCCUCGAAACCCAUGCGAAAAAGCGCAGGUUGUUAAUUGGGAGCAACGUCACACCGUAUAUUUACCGGAAGAUAUGAAAAAAUUUUACUUGUCCACAGAUGGAUUCCUAAUACAAUGGAGCUAUCAGUACGCACCUGACGAUUUGCGCCGUGUAGGGUAUAUUCAUAUCCCGAACCUUCAGCAAAUUUCUCUUUUGCGUGAGAAUGUUGAGUCAUCCACUAAUUCAGACUCAACUGCCCCAACUGCCUCUAGUUCCAGAGUUAUAACGCCAGCUGUUGGUUGUACAACAAGCGAAGCAGGCGCAGAAGAUGGCGCGGCAACAGCCAUUGGAGAAUCGGCGUUUGCCAGUAAAAAUGGAUGCGUGACAAAUUCAAGUGCUGCAACAAUUGGAGGAGCUAGCACUAACGCUGUACCUUUGGCACCAGGAAAAGACCGUUGGGGAAAUACGUUGCCUAUUAUAACAACAAAAACCAAAAUCUUCGAACUCAAUAGCGUCAAUAACGUCGCUAAAGUGUGUAUGCUCUACGAGUCAAGUAAUGUUAACAAUCCGAAAUUCUAUCUAUAUGAAUUGAAUGCAAAGAAGUGGAUAUUCCUGGCCGAUACGUUCAGCGAAUACUUGCGCAUGGCAAUUGCCCAUUUGGGUCUACCAUAUUGGGAACUGUGUUUCUCCAACAUUGGAUUACCCUCGUGGACAGAGCAAUUAUUUAUGCUGUUAGCGCCACAUCUGCUGGAGGACUAUGAGCCACGUCGCGGACGCCCAGUAGAUCCUGCCCCGGAACACCCAUACAAUAUUAUCGAUACCUCCGUUUUUCGAAUUAAACCGAAAAGUACUACGAAAACCGAGUCUUCAAGAAAAUAAUUAGAUUUUUUUUUAUUGUAAAACACUUAAUUAAUAACGCUUUUACUAUAAAUAUAAAAUAUUUUAUUUAAUCUACAAUUAGUG